Desarmillaria tabescens is the source of this 809-nucleotide messenger RNA. RefSeq lists its product as uncharacterized. The transcript has 4 exons. The record is from RefSeq and is a predicted model, not a curated record. Bases 40 to 444 code for a protein of 134 amino acids. NCBI's taxonomy places the organism in Eukaryota, Fungi, Basidiomycota, Agaricomycetes, Agaricales, Physalacriaceae.
CACCACGUCCGAGUUCUUUCCUUGACUACAUCGUACAACAUGUCGAGAAGGACGUCCUCAGUACCAGACAUCGACGACUACCCUUCACUUCUCUGGAUAGCCGUCCCUUCUGUUCUUCUCGUGUCGGCAUAUUUUGCGCGCAAAUGGUACCUAGCUCGUAAGCUCAAAGUUCACGGCAUUGGGAAAGGGGCACCGGGAUUCCAGACUGGUGUACGACGUGUCCGUGUAACGCCAGACAUCGCCGCACGGAUACAGAGGGGAGAAGAAGUCAGUCCCGAGGAAAUUGCGGCGUCUAUUGCGCGUGCGGAACGAGAGGCGGAGAACGGGCCGCCAUCCUCUGCGGCUCCUACGAAACCGACAUCUGCGCCGGCGGAGCCUGUGAAUGAGUGGCUACCUGAGUCCCUCUCAGCACCGAAAAAGCAAGCAAAGAGAAGACGAAAGUAACGUGCAUGUUCUGUCUACAUACCGCACAUCCUUAGCAUCUUCAUGCUAGCACAUUUACUUAUAACGUUAACGGAGCUAUCCUUAUCCUGCUUAGUCGGGGAUGAAAAGUGUGGAUGAUACUAGAUUUUUGCUUCAAGUGCUGUCUGUCCCAGAUUAUGCGACUAGGUACUAUGGCAUCGUCGCCUGUUAGUAUUCCAGAUGGGAAUUCGUGGGCAUACGGGUAUACAAGUCUCCCGUAUGAGUAACAUUAACACAGGACAAAUGAAAGUAAUCUCAGCGUCGACACGAGGCAUACAAAUCCAUUCAACGAGUUGCGACGGUAGAUAUUGCAAGAUAUUUCACUACACAUUAUUUAUGAUAUACUG